Messenger RNA from Pieris brassicae (large cabbage white), 284 nucleotides. RefSeq lists its product as uncharacterized. The record is from RefSeq and is a predicted model, not a curated record. Bases 1 to 216 code for a protein of 71 amino acids. The transcript has a single exon. NCBI's taxonomy places the organism in Eukaryota, Metazoa, Arthropoda, Insecta, Lepidoptera, Pieridae. Gene Ontology annotation, biological process: mitochondrial respiratory chain complex III assembly.
AUGCCUGCGGGUGUCACUUGGGGUCAGUAUAUUUCUUUUACAUUAGCAGCAAUGCUAUCCAUGCUAGCAGGAUCACAAGUAGUUCAUAACCACUAUAAACCUUUGGUGGAUUUACAUAUUUACAUAAACAAAGAAUUAGAAAAUCUUCCAGCAAAUGUUCAAGAAAAAAUUAGGUCUGAGUUGAAGGAAGAAGGUGUAUUAAAAGGAAAGAAAUGAAGAUAUUAUAGUACAGUAUAAUAGCAAUAUUGUAGAUAUGCUAUUGUAAAUAAAUAUUUAUAUGAUUA